Molecule: messenger RNA, 5182 nt
Organism: Salmo salar (Atlantic salmon)
Lineage: Eukaryota; Metazoa; Chordata; Actinopteri; Salmoniformes; Salmonidae
Product: 3',5'-cyclic-AMP phosphodiesterase 4D
Biological process (GO): signal transduction
Molecular function (GO): 3',5'-cyclic-nucleotide phosphodiesterase activity
Source: RefSeq, a predicted model, not a curated record
GAGCAGGGACAAUAGCGCAGCGCUCCACUCAUUUUCUUCCCCCUUUCCCUUCCAACCCCGGGAGCUCAUGGGGACAGGCAAGAUCUAGACAUAGCGAAAGAGAGGGAGAUAGAGAUCGACAGAGAGAGAGAGAGAGUGUGACAUGCCCUGUCACGCUAGUGUCGACUGCUCCCGUGCCGACCUUCUUCCCUGGCUGUCAGGAAAAGGAAUGUUUUCCGGAGAGAUGAAUCCCUGAACCCGUUCACCAUGAGGAUGUGGGACAGCGAUUUCCAGAUCCUUGCCGGAAGAAUCCCUCGGAAAAAAGAGCAGCCGCCUGAGAAGCUAGUAGCUGAUCCUGUGUGGACUCCUGGGUCACAGUGCUGAGGACUCUCUCCCCUUCACACCGCUGAAGCAUUACAGCACUGCUUUCUUGUUUUGCUCGUUGUCAUAUUGGGUGGAUUUUGUUUAUAGUUGUGUUUACCCUGCAUUUUUUGGGGGGGGAUUUUUUAUGCUCCAAACUGCUUUUGUUAAUCCAAGCAGGGGUGGCCUUGCAUUAUGUAGUCCAUUCAUAUUCCAGCUGCUGAUAACAUGACUCCAUAAAGGCUGACUUUGUGCCCAACACUGGAAUGACUAAGUGGACCUCCAGUGUCAUUACUAUGGUAUAGAGCACAGAGCAGUCUAAGGGGCAGGCAGGCAUGAUGUUGUUUUGGGAGUGGUCACAGUGUGUGGAGGGCAGUGUGUGUAGAUAGAGUCUUAAAGGUUAGAGGGAAGAUUCAUCACGCGGCUUCAUGAAGCCUGGACUCUGCCACGGGGCGAGGGAGAGGACUAUGAUGCACCUCAGCAACUUCCCUUUCAGGAGGCACUCAUGGAUAUGUUUCGAUGUGGACAACGGCACAUCGUCGGGGCGCAGCCCGCUGGACCCCAUGGCCAGCCCGGGGUCUGGGCUCAUACUGCAGGGGAACUUUGUCCACAGUCAGCGGAGAGAGUCCUUCCUCUACCGCUCUGACUCGGACUACGAACUGUCGCCCAAGUCCAUGUCCAGAAACUCCUCCAUCGCCAGCGACAUUCAUGGCGACGAUAUGAUUGUAACACCAUUUGCACAGGUUCUAGCCAGUCUAAGAACUGUACGGAAUAAUUUUGCUGCAUUAACCAAUUGUUCACAAGACAGAGUGUCCAACAAGAGAUCACCCAUGUGUAAUCCACCACCCAUCACCAAGACCUCAUUCACAGAGGAGGCCUAUCAGAAACUGGCCACUGAGACGCUGGAGGAGCUGGACUGGUGCCUGGACCAGCUGGAGACCCUGCAGACCAGACACUCAGUCGGCGAGAUGGCCUCCAACAAGUUCAAGAGAAUGUUGAACAGGGAGCUCAGCCACCUGUCUGAGAUGAGCCGCUCUGGGAACCAGGUGUCGGAGUUCAUCUCCAGCACCUUCCUGGACAAGCAGCACGAGGUGGAGAUGCCAACUCCGCAGACGCAGAAGGAGAAGGAAGACAAGAAGAACAGGCCCAUGUGUCAGAUCAGUGGGGUGAAGAAACUGCAGCAUAGCUCCAGCCUCACCAACUCUAACAUACCCCGCUUCGGAGUCAAGACAGAGACAGAGGACGAACUGGCUAAGGAGCUGGAGGAUGUAAAUAAAUGGGGCCUUAACGUUUUCAAAGUCACUGAGUUCUCUGGGAACAGGCCCCUGACCGUCAUGAUGCACACUAUAUUCCAGGAGAGAGACUUGUUAAAAACGUUUAAAAUUCCACUCGACACCUUUAUAACAUACCUGAUGACCUUAGAAGACCAUUACCAUGGCGACGUGGCCUACCACAACAACAUCCAUGCUGCUGAUGUCACCCAGUCCACUCACGUGCUGCUAUCGACCCCCGCUCUAGAGGCUGUGUUCACCGACCUGGAGAUCCUAGCUGCCAUAUUCGCCAGUGCUAUUCAUGACGUUGACCACCCUGGAGUCUCCAACCAGUUCCUCAUCAACACUAACUCGGAGCUGGCCCUCAUGUACAACGACUCGUCAGUCCUGGAGAACCACCACCUGGCUGUGGGCUUCAAGCUGCUUCAGGAAGAGAACUGUGACAUCUUCCAGAACCUGACCAAAAAACAACGACAAUCACUGCGCAAGAUGGUCAUCGACAUUGUCCUAGCGACUGACAUGUCCAAACACAUGAACCUGCUGGCUGACCUAAAGACCAUGGUGGAGACCAAGAAGGUGACCAGCUCUGGAGUUCUACUCCUGGACAACUACUCUGACAGGAUACAGGUACUGCAGAACAUGGUGCACUGUGCGGACCUGAGUAACCCCACUAAGCCCCUGCAGCUGUACCGCCAGUGGACCGACCGCAUCAUGGAAGAGUUCUUCACCCAGGGGGACAGAGAGAGGGAGAGAGGCAUGGAGAUCAGCCCUAUGUGUGACAAACACAAUGCCUCUGUUGAGAAGAGCCAGGUAGGCUUCAUAGACUACAUUGUCCACCCUCUAUGGGAGACGUGGGCAGACCUGGUGCACCCUGAUGCCCAGGACAUCCUGGACACUCUGGAGGACAACAGGGAGUGGUACCAGAGCACCAUACCCCAGAGCCCCUCACCUACCCUGGACGAGCCUGAGGAUAUCAGCCGCCCCCUUGGAGGGGACAAGUUCCAGUUUGAACUCACCCUGGAGGAGGACGGGGAGUCGGACACAGAGAAGGACAGUGGCAGCCAACCCGAGGAGGAGGAUGAAGAAGAGGAGAAUAGUUGUAGUGACUCAAAAACACUCUGUACGCAGGACUCUGAGUCGACAGAGAUACCACUGGAUGAGCAGGUGGGGGAGGAUGAGGAAGAGGAGGUGGAAGUGGAAGGAGAAUCCUCUUCAUCGCAACCAUCUGUAGUGGAAGAGGAAGAGGAGGGGGAGGAUGAUGAGAAGAAGGGAGAGGAGAAACCAGCCGAUACAUAGCAGUGUAUGGAUGGCAACUAAACUGUUCUUCUUAGUAACCAGAGAUUAUUAUUUAUAGAGUAUUUUGGGGUUUUGUGGAGUGUCUGUCUGUUUUUAUAUAUAUAUAUAUAUAUAUAUAUAUAUAUAUAUAUACAUGUGUUUAUGGUUCCAAAGCGCACGCUGCUCUCCACCCCUUGGUCACUCCUCUCUCCUCAUCCUAUUGGUCAGCUUCUUAGACACGUCCACUGGUACUUCUACAAGUUUUUUGCACUCAGGAAAACUCUUUUCCAUUCACAUUUGUACUGAAGUUGUCUGUGUGUUAUUUAACUUUAAAACCCAGUCCUACUGUGUUGAAGUUACAUUAAGGAUUUUGAUCAGCCGUUUAGAGUGUGUUUAAUGCUGUUUAUAUACAGCAUAUCUCCUCCUUUCAGCCUUGCCUGACUGAUGGCAGUGUUUCUGUGUGUUAUUAAGUGCCGUUCUGCAGAAGUUGCUAUAGUAUAUUUUUUUCUUAGUUCUUUGUACUCCUCAGCAAAGUCAGUGAAGCAAUGUGCUAAGUUGCUGUGUGGUCUGGAUGAAUGAAAGCCCAACAGGACACGUCACCAUGCAGAGAGGACCUGCAGCACAUGGAGAGAAAUGCAUUGUGGGAAUUUAUCAAGACACUUUUCUGAAGUUGAAGUCUUCCUUGAAAACCUGACUGAAAAAAAGGCUAAGAUCUUUCAGCACUAAUGCUAGGUUUGACCUCUAGAGUUUUUGUAUCAUACCGUACGUAUCUUUUUUAGGUUUUACUUUUGCUAUCCUACGUUUUACUUUUGUUAACGAAAAGAAAAAGAGAAGUGACUUGAAAGUCAAAUGAAAUCUGUUGAUGAGAAUACCUCGUCUGCCACUGCUUUUCUGUGUGUAAAAGGGUCAUUUUCUAGUUAUUGUAUUUGGGUUAGUAUUGGGGAUUAUUUGCACUCCUUUAAAUAUAUCCAACCUGGCCUCAGGGCAAUUUGUAGCAUCUGGGACAGACAUUUGCCACUUCCAUUUAGUAUCGCAUGUUACAUUACAAAUGGAAUAGUGGUUGUACAAUAUUAUACGAAUUGGAGGAUGUGUAGUAUCAUAAGUCUUACCUGGUCGAACAAUAUCAUACAAAUUGUUUUAAGUAAGUUAUCGUAUGUCUUGGAGGAUGUCUUUGUCUGAGACCAGGCUGCUUGUUGCGUUGCAGGAUAAUUUACAUUGCUGGUUAGGAGAAUUGACAACAAAGCAGUGGUUGACUUGAGCAGCAGCUCACCAGAGCUGAGUACCGGCACCAAAAAAGCUUCUACUGCUUGAGCUCCUGUUCAUUUGAUAGAAUAUUAGCUCAAAAGUAUUGUGGAGCUCCUGCACUGAAAUAUAAACCAUACCGGCACCCAAAAUGAGUACCAGCACCUAUUUCAGUCUAAGUCGAGCACUGCGACAAGAAUGUACGUAAAACGUUAGAAGAUCCAGGCUGUAUCACAUCCGGCCGUAAUUGGGAGUCCCAUAGCGCGGCGCACAAUUGGCCCAGCGUCGUCUGGGUUUUCCCGGAGUAGGCCUUCAUUGUAAAUAAGAAUUUGUUCUUAACUGACUUGCCUCGUUAAAUAAAGGUAAAAAUAAAUGACAAUAAAAGGUAAGAAUUAGGUUAAGAUUAGGUAAAGGGUUGGGGAAGUGUUAGCUAAAAUGCUACACAUUACUAGAUGGUUGCGGUUUACGCCCACCUAUCCUUCCCGAGCAACCACCCUAAUUUUGUUUCUGUCUUAAGUAACCAGACCAUUAUUCCAUUUGUAACAUAACUGAACAUAUCAUUUUAUGUAAAAUAGCAAAAGUGUAAGUUAUGAGUCCAGUCUAAUAUAUCGCCCAAUUCCAAAUCAACCCCAAGCUCCUACCCUCUGUCUACGCACUUGAUCUGAGAGGAUUGGAUAUAUAUAUUAGUUUCCAAUCCUCUCAUAUCUACAGGAGUGCCCAGGGGGUAGGUGCUCGGGCUCGAUUUGCUGAUUGCAUGUUUAUCAAAAGUAAUUUACACUAUUACUCCCAUACCACUGUCCCCAUGUUUGGUUGUAAUAACCAUGUAACAGUUAUUUCAAAGAAUGUUUUCGCUGAAAAAAAUGACACAUGUUGACAUAUAGGCCUACUUUACUUUACGUUCAAUGAAAUCAUUUUGUCUGACUGACCAGAAGGAAGCCUUUACAUUCUACUUAUUGUUGCCUGCAGUAAAUGUGAGCAAAUGUCAUCUGACAAUGCAAUGCUUGUAUUGGAUAUAAGAAGCACCUUUGGUUAAAGGGUUGUGGAAGUCUGAGGGG